UCAAUUUCACUCCGGGGAUUGACAAUGGCGUAAUUUUGAAGAGAUCUUCAGACUGCCGCUCUGCUCUCACUAGUGGAGACGAAGAAGCCCGAGAUCGGAGCAGGCUGUUUGUUUCCUGGGAAAAUUAACUACAAAAUUACGGUUCAAGAGGCAGGAAGAGAUAGAGUGUAGUUUCAGAAAAGAUGGAUAAGAUGAACCAGGCGUUCGAGAAGGUGAAGAUGUUGGUGGGCAUGGAGGUCGAUGAAGAGCAACCGGUUCCCGAGGAGGAAAGCACAUUCUCAUUUAUGGAAGACCUCAAUCGGAAUUGCUCCUUAACUACCAAACAGAGAUUCUAUGGCUUUGCAAUUUGCUUGUCAGCAGGCUUGACAUGUACACUCUUGUCAAUGCUUGUAUUCUUCAACCCCAUCAAGUUUGGUAUCACAUUCACUUUGGGAAAUUUGAUGGCACUCGGGAGCACAGCAUUCCUUAUAGGUCCUCAGCGGCAGGUGUCGAUGAUGCUUGACCCAGCUCGCAUCUAUGCGACCGCGUUGUAUCUUGCAAGUAUCAUUGUCGCAUUAUUUUGUGCUCUCUAUGUUCGUAACAAGCUCCUGACACUGUUAGCUAUCAUUCUGGAGUUUAGCGGCCUGAUUUGGUACAGUUUGAGUUACAUCCCUUUCGCCAGGGCAAUGGUCUCGAAGAUCUUUGUGGCUUGUUUCGACACCGAGUUUUAGACACGUUACAUCUCUCUCGUGAAACACUUGUGCAGUUGUUUCAACCGGUCAGUUCAGUUCAGUCCAUUCUAUUCUCUGUCCCAUAGUUCGGCUCUGAUAAUGCACCAGGAAAGUUGUAAAACAGUUCCCGUGCCCCUUCCUGUCCUGUCCUCUCUCCGACACGAUCUAUGAACACUAAAGAUCCGACCGACCUUCACAAAGCCCUGAAUCACAUUUUGUACAUUUUGCUGUAGAAUCAUCAAGGCAUGCGAGUUGUUGAAAUUGUGGGCGUUUUUUUUAAUUUCAAUCUUGGGGUUUGUUUGACAUUUACACUCAAACACAGUGGAUAAUAAUCGACCAAUGUGCGUGUGCGUGUGUGUGUUUUCAUCCGACA
Tarenaya hassleriana is the source of this 1083-nucleotide messenger RNA. Its product is annotated as vesicle transport protein SFT2B. The coding region runs from base 183 to 710 and encodes 175 amino acids. Gene Ontology annotation, cellular component: membrane. The record is from RefSeq and is a predicted model, not a curated record. NCBI's taxonomy places the organism in Eukaryota, Viridiplantae, Streptophyta, Magnoliopsida, Brassicales, Cleomaceae. The transcript has 6 exons. Gene Ontology annotation, biological process: vesicle-mediated transport.